CUAACAGGAUGUCUCCAUAUGACCUGGUUCCCUUGUGUUUAUAGUAGGCACUACUUCAUCUAAUAAUCUAAUCCUGCCUAUAUAUAACGUAUGGCUUAAGUAAGGGACGACCUUCAGAAGUUCAGACUCAGCUCGAUGUUUUUAUAUAAAGUUACUACCAUAUAUUCUAGAUCGAGACAGUUAAAUCGUACAUCCACCCGAUUACGAGGCUCGUCAUAAUAUCCCCCUUUAUCAGAAAUCUCGCUACUUCUUUCCUACAAGAUGAAACCCACUUCGCUAUUCUCUCCCCUAUCUACCACCCUCCUCCUCGGAAAGAUCAACCCGAUCUACGCGGCGGUUUUCCCCCGUGACGAUGCAUCCACGAUAGCCAACUUCGGCAGGAUAGGCAUCUGCAUGUCGUACUUCACAACCGGUCCCACGGACAAGGAGCUCGCUCCAUGCAUGACCUGGUGUCCCACCCAAAAUGCGAAUCAAGACCCCAACGCCGUCGGAUGUCAAGGCCCCGGCGUCCCGCAAAGCCAGAUCGACCCAAGCACGAUCCAAAAAGACGACGACGGGAACCUAUGGACCCCGGGCACCUGCGUGUGCAACCUGCCCGUCGCGGGCGCGAUCCUCGACGUCGUCAUCCAGGGCCUGUCGCAGCUGGACAACGUCAUCUGCGCCGUCAUGCUGACGGCCGUCGUCACCCUCGUCGAGGAAGGCAUCGACAAGGUGCCCGGCGGCUCCUCGAUUGAAGCGGUCGAGAAAGCCGUCGAGGGCGCCAAGACGUUCGUUGAGAACGGGCUGGACGCCGUGUCCUUCUUUGGCGACUGGAUCGGCAAGAGUUGUGGUGUUUCGGAUUUCAAUUUUAACUUGGAUGAUAUCUUUGAUGGCUUGAGCGGCGAGCCGGACUCGCUUGGCGAAAGUAAGGGGUGUUUUAAGGCGAAUAAGAUUUGCGCGGCACCAAAGACGCGUUGAUGAAAGACGGUGGUUAUGAAUAGAGCAUUGGCGGAGUAUGGUUGGUAGCUGGCUACAUUCGGAAAUAGGGGCAUAUGAGGCAUGGCAUUGGCUGACGGAGUUUAGUGAUAUUAGUUGUAUUCAUUCGUUAUAUGUGAUAUCUGCAUUGGGAAGGAAUUGGUAUUGUCAGGGGUUUGCACAGGUAGAUUUAAGGGGCUAAGGGGUUAUUCUAACCAACAAGAGAUAUAGCCAUCUUUCAUUCAUUACAUGUACAUAAGAGGGGAAAAACAUAACAGAUUCAAGU
Annulohypoxylon truncatum is the source of this 1240-nucleotide messenger RNA. RefSeq lists its product as uncharacterized. The transcript has 2 exons. Bases 262 to 957 code for a protein of 231 amino acids. The record is from RefSeq and is a predicted model, not a curated record. Lineage: Eukaryota; Fungi; Ascomycota; Sordariomycetes; Xylariales; Hypoxylaceae.